GAGGAGCAUCAAGCGCAGACUUGCACGCUGCUGGAAGGAUCUAUUACAUUGAAAAAAUUAGGAGAAGGCACAGUGUGACCAGACUGCUGCCUGAAAGGGAACAGAGCUGAGAGCACUGAGGACUGUGAGCAGAGCCUUUUGAAUCAGCAGAGCUCAAGAGGAGAGCCAAGAUGUGGAAGAAGUCAAAGGUGACGGAGCCAACUGCCGCUGGGCAGGCGGGCAUUAAGAAGAAGUCGAAAGUGCCCGGUGUGAUGAUAACACAAUUUAAGGAGGAACUUCCAGAAGGAAUGUCGACUCCAGAUUUCACCCGCAAACCCAUCGCUCUGACUAUUCAAGAGGGUAAAUUCGCAGUCUUUAAAGCCAAAGUAGUGGGCGAGCCGACACCUACUGUAACAUGGAGCAGAGCAAACGGAGAAAUACAUUAUCACCCUGACGUGUGCAUGCAAAAGUAUGACGAGGCAUCUCAAGAACAUACCAUUGAGUUCCCUAAGGUCGCUGCAGAGGAUGCUGACACUUACAAGUGUUUUGCAACAAAUGAAUAUGGAAGGGCUGUUUGCACAGUUGUCUUGAAUGUCAUUUCGGUUGGAUUCUCUAAGACCAAGGAACUCCAGAAGACACAGGCAGAAGACGCAGGGGAAUUAAGAAAAAGGCUCAAGAAACGUAAUGUUGAUGGAACACGUGAGGAAAAGCCGAUGGAGCCAAUGGAGAAGGUCUGGGAAAUUCUCCUUAGCGCGGACAAGAAAGACUACGAGCGGAUCUGUGCCGAGUACGGUAUCACAGACUUCCGCUACAUGCUAAAGAAACUGAAUGAAAUGAAGAUUGUGACGCACAUCAGUACACUGAAACAUAUUGAGGUCAAAGACGACGACUGUGCAACAAUUGAGUUGGACAUGGACCUCAAAGAUCCUACCAGCAAAAUUUUCCUGUACAAGGAUGGCGUCAUGGUUCCAUUCACGAUAGAAGAAAGCGAGUCGCAGAAGCAUAGUUUGAAACAAGUCGGAAAGAAAUACGUGUUCACGAUUAAAAAUCUGGGUUCAGAUGAUGCCGGACUCUACUCAGUGGAUGUUGAGGGCGUCAAUGUAUUCUCAACAGAUUUCAAAGUACCUAACGUUGACUUUGCGGUCAAAAUACAAGAGGUUAAAGCAGCAGAACGAGAGGAUGCCCUCUUUCAGUGUGUCCUGACUGCACCAAUGAAUGAGCUCUCAUGGAUGUUCAAAAACUCUCGGCUGCCAAAUAGUGAGAAAUAUGAAAUUACUGUAUCUGAAGAUAAGCUAAUCCACAAGAUGAUUGUGCGGGACUGUAUGCCUCUGGACGCCGGUAUCUAUGCUGCUGUAGCUGGAAUCAAAUCCUGCAACGCCUGGCUUAUAGUUGAAUCUGACAAAGAUCCUGCCAACAAGGGCAAGAAGGCAGCCCGCAAAACUACUAUGGCUGGAAGCAGCAAUGAUGAAGAGCUGAUAAGAAUUGCUAAGGAACAGCAGGAAAAAUAUCAGAAAGAAAUGCAGGAAAAACUGGAAAUUGCCAAGAAAGCUCAACGUGCAAGGGAUGGUCCACUUGUUCCAGAUACAGUGACAGUUAACACAGAAAGUGUGUGGCCACUAGAACCUGGAGUUCACUUUCAAGCUGGGCUUUCUGACUGCAAAGCCAUUAUUGGAGAGGCAGCAGAGCUGGAGUGUAAAGUGAACAGUGAAGACUGUAAGGGAAUCUGGUACAAGGAUGGAGAGGAGAUUAAAUCCUCCGAUACUAUAACCAUCUCAAAAGAUGGAACUUUCCACAGGCUGAAAAUUCAAAAAGUCACAGAGGAACAUGCUGGAAAAUACAAAUUUGAAGCAGAUGGACGGAAGACAGAGUCUGUAAUUGCUGUUGAAGAUCCACCCAGAUUUUCUGAUGUGGAAUUGGAAGCAUUUAAAACUCCUGUAACCGUGAAAAAAGGACACAAAGCUACCUUCAAAAUCCCUUUCAUUGGACGGGAACCUAUAAAAAUCCAGUGGUACCGUGAGAGUGAGGAGCUUUCGGAAGACUCAAAUGUCAAGUUAGAGUACUCGGAGGGUUACAGCCGUCUGCUUCUAAACAAGCUGCAGCGCAAGGACAGUGGUGAAAUCAAGAUAAAACUCAAAAAUGAGUUCGGUACUACUGAGGCCUUCAGCCAGCUUGUUGUACUUGCAUACCCUGGACCUCCAUCAGCACCAAAGGUUCUAAGUGCCUCCAAGAAAUGCAUCAAGCUCACUUGGACUCCUCCAGCCGACACCGGAGGAACCAAUAUUCUGGGAUACAACCUUGAGAAACGCAAAAAGGGCAGCAACCUGUGGGGCCAAGUCAACCCACAAGAUGAGAUGAUCAGAGGUAAGGAAUUUGGAGUUAAAGAUUUAAUCGAGGGCAUGGAGUACGAAUUCCGUGUGGCAGCAAUCAACAACUCUGGAGUGGGUGAACACAGCACACCAUCUGAGUUUGUGUUUGCCAGAGAUCCUAAAAAGCCUCCUGGUAAAGUCAUAGACUUUAAAGCGACAGACUCCACCUACACAACCCUGUCCCUUUCUUGGACCAAACCCAAGGAUGUUGAGGGGGUUGAGGAUGAAGCUAAAGGAUACUUUGUGGAGAUCAGGCCUGCAGAAAGCACAAUAUGGGAACGCUGCAAUGCAAACAUGAUAACCAUGAAUACCUAUACAGUGAAAGGCUUGAAGUCAAUGGCCAUGUACUGGGUGAGAGUCAUUGCUACUAAUGAUGGAGGACACGGACUACCACAGGAGCUGCCCAAUUACAUCCUCGCUAUGCCCCCACCUGUGCGACCAAGAUUCACGGAUGCCAAAAUAAAGAGUUUCAUGGUGGUGCAAGCAGGAAAUUCUGCACGAUUCAACAUUAACUUUGAGGCCUCCCCUUGGCCUGAGGUCACCUGGCUGAAAGAUGGAGUGCCAGUGCCUAAAAAGGUGACCAUCAGCAACGCAGAGGGAACAUCCCAGCUUCUGAUUGCUUCCUCUGAGCGCUCAGAUACUGGAAUCUAUACCAUCACUGUCAAGAACAUUGUCGGCCAAGACUCAUUCAGCGUUGAAAUUAGAGUCACAGAUGAGCCGAAGCCGCCAGGUCCUGUGGAAACUGACGAAAACGUGCCUGGCACAGUGACCAUUUCAUGGACCCCAUCUCCAGAUGAGAAACGUGACGACAGGCUGCAUUACAUGGUAAUGAAGCGUGAUUCAAGUAAAAGAACAUGGAACACCGUUGGAGAUCACAUCUUCAACAAUAGAUUCACAGUCUGCAACAUAAUGCCAGGCCGGGAAUACCAAUUCAGAGUCUUCGCGAAGAAUGAUAUGGGCUUCUCCAAACCCUCUGAAUCACCAAAGUGGCUGAUAUCCCAAAAGAAAGAAAAGUUCAUUCUGAACAUGCCGGAAAGGAAGACGUGUAAUCUGCAGUGUCCUCCCAAGUUCUUAGUCCCACUAAAAAUGCACACCGCUCCUGAGGGCUACGAAUGCUACAUGAGCUGUGCCAUAAAAGGGGACCCAACACCUCAUGUGACGUGGCUCCGCGACAACGUCAGUCUGAAUACCAACACUAACUACUUCAUCUCCAACACCUGUGGAGUCUGUUCUCUGCUCAUAUUGAGGGUUGGACCUAAUGACACCGGGGAGUAUAAGAUUGUUGCAGAAAACUUGCUGGGGAGGGCAGAGUGUGCCACCAAACUGACAGUGAGAGAAUAAAUGAAGACACUGAAGAUGGUAGAAUUGUUCUAAAAUGCAUAGAGAAACCAAGUUGCUGGUAAUUUACACACUGCAUCUUUAGAGUUAAGCAAACCCUGUCAAAUGUAGAACAAUAGAUUGAUUGUUAUAGAUUGUUAACUAAACUCACAAUAAAGUCUUAGACCUAGAAAUUUUGCAAGAAAGCCACAAACAUGUUUUGUUUGCUCUGAUUUCAGUUGUGCAAUCUCAAUAAAACAGACACUUGAAAUACUAGUGUGCAAUAUGGCGUAUUUUAACAGAGGUAAAGCACAUGUUAAACAGGAAAAGUAUUUACAGUACAAGACACUUUGUUGCAGUGAUUUGCUGAUUUUAAAAGUGCUAUGUCAAGAUUAGACUAAAACCAAUGGAACAAUCUGUGUUUUUCAAUUAUUUUUAGAUGAAUGGUGAUUGUUUGGUUGCGAUUGUUGUGUUUCCGUAACUGUGGAUUUACAGUCUUCCCCCUGAAAUAAAAUCAAGAUGGCAAAAAAUACUGACAUGAAAAUGUACUGUAUAUGAUACUGACUGUUACACAAAAAGAAUAUGUGUGGGUUUAGUGUAAAUAAAUAUUUCAUACUGCUAUUGUGAUGUGGAAUUUUUAAUCUGACCUUUGUGUCGCUGUGAAAAACGUUCACGCUUAACAGAUAAUACAUUUCAGUGUAGAAAUAUUAAAAACCAAAAAAGUAUGUACCUGUCUGAUUGAUAGAUGUGCGCAUAUAUUGUGGCCAUGGGUCAAGCCUUGACAUGGCUGGCAAGUAUCAAAAUUCAUACCACUUGUUCACCUCCAUGAAGGUUUAUGUGAAUAAUUUAUGCCCAGUCUUCUUGUGUUACCUCUCUGAGCGUAUUUUUUGUAAGGUCAGACAUUAGUCCAAGUUUAGAGCCACUGAAGAAGAGAGGGUCAACUGUUGCACCCUGGGCUAAAACUUGUCUGAGCAGUGCAGGGUGACACCUCUCAGUUUCAGUGUGACGUGCUCAUUACAAUGCUAAAAUAUAUGCUA
This is a messenger RNA of Epinephelus moara (kelp grouper), 4699 nucleotides long. RefSeq names its product immunoglobulin-like and fibronectin type III domain-containing protein 1. The record is from RefSeq and is a predicted model, not a curated record. NCBI's taxonomy places the organism in Eukaryota, Metazoa, Chordata, Actinopteri, Perciformes, Serranidae. The transcript is spliced from 25 exons. Gene Ontology annotation, molecular function: protein binding. The coding region runs from base 171 to 3686 and encodes 1171 amino acids.